Messenger RNA from Exophiala dermatitidis NIH/UT8656, 237 nucleotides. RefSeq lists its product as uncharacterized. The record is from RefSeq and is a predicted model, not a curated record. The transcript is spliced from 3 exons. Bases 1 to 237 code for a protein of 78 amino acids. NCBI's taxonomy places the organism in Eukaryota, Fungi, Ascomycota, Eurotiomycetes, Chaetothyriales, Herpotrichiellaceae.
AUGAAGAAAUUCCGCACCGGCCGCAAGUGGCUCAAGGCCAAGCUGCGCCGCGGCUGUUCCGAGAGCCAGAAGCAGGAUAGGAAGAUUGUCAUUGGACCACCUACCAACUUCCGCCGUGAGAACAUAACUCUUGGUAAAGAUGUUGAUGGAAACGCGAUUCUCAUCGAGCGAGCCCGAGAGGAUGCCCAGGCCAUGCAUCGAGCUUCGCAGACGCAGCUCCGGAGCGACACAGCUUGA